This is a messenger RNA of Cololabis saira (Pacific saury), 1634 nucleotides long. RefSeq lists its product as uncharacterized. The record is from RefSeq and is a predicted model, not a curated record. Lineage: Eukaryota; Metazoa; Chordata; Actinopteri; Beloniformes; Belonidae. The coding region runs from base 236 to 1237 and encodes 333 amino acids. The transcript has 6 exons.
UAGAGUAUGUUUAUGAAUAAAUAAAUAGUGAUAAGUGGAGUCUUCUCCUGACAGCCUUGUUGCCACAUAAAAAAAUAAGUUGUCAUGGCAACGCUGUGUAUCCGUGAAGCGCAUGUCAAAUGAGUCCCAAAGGGCAGGCAAACUAUUUUAAAACAGCAGCUCAUAUUCUACUUAAGCCAACUAUUGUUUUGUUUUUUUAUAGAACAACAAUAUGUUUUAAGAAUAAUUAAAUGUAAUGGAAAGAGGUCCUAGUUUUAGGUUUCUUCGCUCGGGAAGAAGUGAAGGCCUUCAGAGCCUCAGAGCGAUGUCGAGGAACAACCUUCCGCCGUCCCGGUGCUUACCGCGCUGGAGCAGAGUCGGGCGCCUCGGACACCCGGGCUCUGCCAGCCGAGCACCGGUGAACCCGCCGCCGCAGCUGCGGCUGCCCGUGGUCCCGGGGACGAGAGCGGCAGAUGCGGCCUGUUCCCGCGGCGUGGUGGAUCACCGCAUCGCAUCACUGCAGAGGAACAUCCAGUUCCUGCAGCAACAACACCAGCAAACUCUGGAGCAGCUCCACGCAGAGAUAGACUAUCUCAGGAGGGAGAAUAAAGAGUUGCAGUAUAAAAUGAUUAUGAAGGCUUCCGACUCAAGCAGAAAAGGCCUGACAAACAGCCGACGGACAUAUAAAGCAACCGUUCGGAGUAGUGGAGCUUGCCCAAGCCUCUACUUAGAGCCCCUGCAGGACACUCGGCCCCUGCAGGGCCAGGAAUCUGGCUUUGCAGAAGGCAUCAAAGUUCCGGGAUCAGUCAGGCUGGACCAUGGUGCAGACACGAAGGGACCCCUCAUCACUUCCUUACACCCUUUGCAAAUCCGGAGCAAUCCCUCCCAUCCACCGCGUGCUCCCACACUGCAGGAGUGUCAGGUCAUCAUCCAUCAGCUUUCCAAUGCAAACAGAUCACAGUCUCAGGAAAUCAUAUGUAUGAAAACAGUGCGGAGAGACAUCGUAUUGAGCAAGAAAAUCACCCGUCAAAAUGACAUUCCAGCGAAGACCUACUUCAUAAAUGGAAAUGGGUCUGGAGCCUGUCACUCUGGAAUCGUCCUUCCAGCACUCAGGCAGAGCGUCAGCUCCAAAAUUCCAGACGGACAGAGGAGCACCAGGACUGCACAGAGCCUUCUUGAAAAAGACUCACCCGUGACAGUUUCAAAACUACCACAGCGUGGCGCUUGUAAUGCUCUGAGAAACCAUCUACACAAAUAAACAAUGAGUAAUGGCUACAAAUUUGAACAAUUUAAUGAUCUAUACCAGUUGUUCUAUAACAGGGGUCGGCAACCCAAAAUGUUGAAAGAGCCAUAUUGGACCAAAAACACAAAAAACUAAUAUGUCUGGAGCCACAAAAAAUGAAAGGUCUUGUAUAAGCCUUAGAAUGAAGGCAAAUGGUGAAAGGAGAACAGUGGAGAAAAAAGUCAAAAUGUGGAGAAAAAAGUCAAAAUGUGGAGAAAAAAGUCAAAAUUUCGAGAAUAAUGUUGAAGUACAAUCUCGAGAAAAAAGUGGAAAUGUUGAGAAAAAAGUCGAAAUGUCGAGAAAAAAGUCGAAAUGUUGAGAAAAAAGUCAAAAUUUCGAGAAAAAAGUUGAAAUGUCGAGAUUAAAAAGUAAA